Messenger RNA from Fundulus heteroclitus (mummichog), 1772 nucleotides. It is a transcript of the gene syt1b, whose product is annotated as synaptotagmin Ib. NCBI's taxonomy places the organism in Eukaryota, Metazoa, Chordata, Actinopteri, Cyprinodontiformes, Fundulidae. Gene Ontology annotation, molecular function: calcium-dependent phospholipid binding; phosphatidylserine binding; clathrin binding. Gene Ontology annotation, cellular component: synaptic vesicle membrane; dense core granule; axon. The transcript has 9 exons. The record is from RefSeq and is a predicted model, not a curated record. Gene Ontology annotation, biological process: cellular response to calcium ion; regulation of calcium ion-dependent exocytosis; regulation of dopamine secretion. The coding region runs from base 259 to 1476 and encodes 405 amino acids.
ACCCUCCCAGUUUUUUUUUUUUCUUCUUCUUGAUCCAGCUUCACACACCUGCUCUGCUCCGCUUGAUGUCUGAAGACUGGUGAGAUGUAAAAAACUACCGGGCAGCGAACUGAUCCAUACGUCGGCGUUUUUUCCUUUUGCUUCUCUAGUUCCUUCAUCGUUUCUCUUCCUCUUCUUCGAAUCUUGAAGGAAGAGAAAAAUCUGCCACCGGGACAUCUUUUUAACAGCUAAAUCCCUGAUCUGUCGCCGCGACCGAGAAUGAGCCGUCGAGCCGCACCGAGUACAUCGUUCAGCCCCACCGAGAUCCCACAUGCAGCAACCACGCAAGGCCAAAACCAAACUGGAAGUGCCAACAGGUUUAUGAAUGAACUACGGAGCAUCCACAAACCAUCCUGGGCUGCAGCUGCCCUUUGCAUCGUCAGCUUGUGCAUGGCCCUGUCGUUCGUUCUUUGCAUCUGGAAGAAGUGCUUGACAAAAAAGGACAAGGACAAAGAAAAAGACAAGAAAAGGGGAAAAGAGAAAAGCAAAGGAGGUUUUGACACUGAAAUGGAUGGGGGUCACGAUGAGCCCCUAAAAGAGGAAACAGACAAAGAAACAGUGCUUUCAAAACGUGAGCCCAAAGAGCACGAGAAGCUCGGCCGACUUCACUUCACGUUAGACUACAACUUUGCGGAAAACACGCUGGUGGUCGGCAUCCUGCAGGCUUCAGAGCUUCCUGCGAUGGAUGUGGGAGGCAGUUCAGACCCUUAUGUGAAACUCUACCUGCUCCCAGACAAGAAGAAGAAGUUUGAAACCAAAGUCCACAGGAAGACACUGGAACCGAACUUCAAUGAGACCUUUACAUUUAAGGUACCAUACACAGACCUGGGCGGAAAGACACUUGUGAUGACGGUGUACGACUUCGACCGGUUCUCAAAGCACGACGCGAUCGGGGCAAUAAAGAUACCGAUGAGCAGUAUGGACUUCAGCCAAUCUCUGGAGGAGUGGAGAGAUCUGCAGAAGGCUGAGAAGGAGGAGAGCGAGCGGCUUGGAGACAUAUGUUUGUCCUUGAGGUUUGUACCGACUGCAGGGAAGCUGACAGUGGUUGUCCUGGAAGCCAAGAACCUGAAGAAAAUGGAUGUGGGCGGAUUAUCCGACCCAUACGUGAAGAUCCACUUAAUGCAGAACGGCAAAAGACUGAAGAAAAAGAAAACUACUAUCAAGAAAAACACUUUGAAUCCUUACUACAAUGAGUCAUUCAGCUUUGAAGUGCCAUCUGAACAAAUAGAGAAGGUGCAAUUAGUUGUAACUGUGCUGGACUAUGAUAAGAUUGGGAAGAACGAUGCCAUUGGGAAGUUGCUGCUGGGGGGUAACAGCACUGGGACUGAGCUGCGUCACUGGUCGGACAUGCUGGAAAACCCACGGCGCCCAAUAGCCCAGUGGCACAGCCUCAAAACAGAGGAUGAAGUCAACCCUUUCAUUUCUAAAAAGAAAUAAACCAGUGUGGGGGAAAAAAAUCAAAUAUUUACUUUAUAGCUUAUUUACUAUUUUUCCUUCAAUUCCAUAUGCAAAUGUUUAGCUAUAUUGACAAUGUAAAUAUUUUUAACCAACAUUUUAUGUUACUGUAUCUUUUUCUCCAAGUUACUUUACUAUACUUCAUCUUAAACCUUAUUUGAAACUACAUAACUAUGUAACGUGCAAUAAACACAAAUUAUUACUUAUCAUGGCCCAUCUGUUCUGUUAACACAGGGGUCACCAACAUGGUGCCCUCAAGCCUAUUUAAAAAAUAGCAC